This is a messenger RNA of Rana temporaria (common frog), 1423 nucleotides long. RefSeq lists its product as uncharacterized. Gene Ontology annotation, cellular component: nucleus. The transcript is spliced from 10 exons. Gene Ontology annotation, molecular function: RNA polymerase II cis-regulatory region sequence-specific DNA binding; DNA-binding transcription factor activity, RNA polymerase II-specific. Bases 298 to 1416 code for a protein of 372 amino acids. NCBI's taxonomy places the organism in Eukaryota, Metazoa, Chordata, Amphibia, Anura, Ranidae. Gene Ontology annotation, biological process: regulation of transcription by RNA polymerase II. The record is from RefSeq and is a predicted model, not a curated record.
AUUGGGGGGGGGCGCCGCCAUUUUCUUGCAGCUCAGUCAGGAAACCAGAAACAUUUGCAGAGUUCUUCUCUUGUUUUCUAGCUGUUGAUAGAGGUGUGAGGUUGCAGAAGAGUGUUGUGUCCACUGAGGAGGAGACGGUAAGCUGUCAUGGAGAAUGUUCUCGGUGAAGUCAUGAGCUGGAUCUUCUAGCACCGCCCUGGACAAGUUGCUGCACACAUGCCCUUCGAUUCUCUGCCUAUGUGCUCAAACACACGGAGAAGUUGGUGUAUUUAUUAGGAGAGUUUGUAAAAGGACGUCAUGAUGGAAAACGGGCAACUUCUCACAGAUGGAUCCAGCAACAGAAAUACCUUGGAAAGAUGUCCCCGUCCUCUGUAUUCUCGGGAUUCUACCCAGCAACCUCACCAAUUGCCACGCCAUUUUCAGGGUAAAAAUCUGAUUCAUGUUAAAGAGGAAGCAGAAGAGAUGUUUGUGACAAGUGAUGAACACUGGAAGGAGGGGAAAGGGGAGAUCAGUACAGAUGGAUCCAGUAACAGAAAUACACCAGAGAGAUGUCCCAGCCCUCUGUAUUCCCGGGAUUACUCUCAGGAACAUCACAACAUCCCUCAGGAUGAUCAGUGUUGGGAUUUUCAAGCUGCUGCCUUUUCAUCGAACGCCGGCCCUUCUGGGACUGCGAGGUCGUCGCGGGGCAGAAAUCAGUGUAGAACCCAGCCCAGUCGGAAGCAGAAUUUGACGUGGUCAGUACUGGAGAAUUCCGUGUUGGUCACUCACACCGUCCCGCACUACCCGAAGUUAUGUGGCACGCAGGGUCGAUACCUCUACCCGUACCAGAAGAAACAGAUCUGGCAACAGAUAGCCGUGGCAGUGAACGGAGUGUCCCGUCAGCAUCGCGACUGGAAGCAUUGCCGCAGGAAAUUAACUGAUAUUAGAAGGGCAAUUCUGCGCAAGCAUCGCGAACAUCACAAUGCUUCGUUGCAGAGUGGCGGAGGACCCACCAAGGAGCUUGUUCUUCUGGAGUAUGAGAGGGAGUUGAUGACUGUUUUGCAAGAUGAGAUAUUCUCUGGCCUUGGGGGAGAAUUUGACAUGGAUCUCCCGGAAGAUGCAGCAGCUGGGUCACCCCAAGCAAGUAACGGGGGACACGAUGGAACAUUCUCAUCCAUUGACAACACCGUACUUUUUUUCUCUGAACAAGAAGAAGAUGCUGAAGAGGAACUUGAGCAGAAGGAAUUGAAGACAUCACACGGUGACAAGUCAUCCAAAAUAGGAGGUGCGCCAAGUAAGUUUUGUUAUUUUACACAAUAUAUACGGCAUGACACCAGAAAACUUUGGCUUGCACAAAAACAUUGCUUGGUGACUUUGGGCCAAAUCUUCAUUUUGCCUUCUAGUCUCCUAUCCUUAUCACCAGAUGCUUACUUUUAACCACUUA